Molecule: messenger RNA, 948 nt
Organism: Periconia digitata
Lineage: Eukaryota; Fungi; Ascomycota; Dothideomycetes; Pleosporales; Periconiaceae
Source: the annotation of a GenBank genome assembly
CUCCGACGUCUCUCACUAUACUCAGCCCAGCAGGUAAUUCUUGUGCUUGAGUACUCGACCUAUCCCACAAUGUCUCGUCCACCUUCCCCACCCCAGCACGAAUUCCACAUUACCCUAGAACGCACAUCUUCCCCCCUCUUCGAACCGGACAUCAGACCAACAACGCGCGGACAAAUGAACACAGCAAUGGAGGUAGAUCCGUCUCUCACCACUGAAGAAGCCCCCGCCUCCACAAACCCAGACGCAUCAACACCCCCGACCCAGCGCCCAACGCAGAUGAACCUUCCCGUACGCUCCGCGCGUCGCGCCUGCACCAUCAAGAAAGAACUCGAAGGCGUCAACCCAAUCCACACUACUCGCCACCAGCGCGGUGCGCGCGUCCGCCCCGAGGACAACCCGGAGAACCAGAUGAUUGUCCGCCUCCGCAAGGAGGAUCACAUGUCGUGGGGCGGGAUCGCGGCGGCCAUGAAUUCGCUGCGGCGCGAUAGGGGCGAGGAGGACGACUUCACGGAGGCUUCUGUCUAUGGUAGAUUCAUUCGAAACGGACAUCGCAUCUCCAUCAACGAGGGCGAUUAUGGCGGUGAUGCAGGUUUUGACCCCAAGGACUACCUCUACCUCCGCCACCCAGCCCACCACCUCCCAGACUCCCUGCGCGUCCAGCCCUCCAAGAAUUGGGGCAGCGGCGCCGGCCGCAAGCGCGUGCGCGAGGAAGGCAACGAGGAGCAGGACCUCAAAGGCAACCUCCGCCCCAAGAUGCCGCAUUCAGACCAGAAAGCUGAGCUGGAGACGCCCGUGGUGUCCGAGAUGAUUUGCCAGGCUGUCAACACUGUCAACUCCAAGUUCUGGAUCUAUGUCGCGGAUGAGCUGGAUCGUGCUGGCGGCAAGUACUAUGAGCCUGGUGCGGUGCAGAUGAGGUUCAAUGCCAUCGGGAAAGAAGGGGGUGAUUAA